This is a messenger RNA of Chara braunii, 1717 nucleotides long. NCBI's taxonomy places the organism in Eukaryota, Viridiplantae, Streptophyta, Charophyceae, Charales, Characeae. The record is from the annotation of a GenBank genome assembly.
AUCUUGUGGAGAAUAUAGGAGGAGGAGGAGGAGGAAGAGGAGGAGGAGGAGGAGGAAGAGGAAGAGGAGAGUGCAGCAGGUUCAAAGGUAGGCGUUUGGUGAUCGUAAGGAAGGGGGAAGGACGGCGGAAGCAGGCUGCUGCUGCUGUUCGCGGCGGAUCUUCUCGUCAUCCUUCGCUGCUUCGGGCUAUGGAGUCCCUUCGCCUUCGUCUUCAUCCUCUUCCACUUCCUCUUCUAAUUCUUCUACUUGCUAUUCUGCUGGGGAUGGGUAGUAUUGGAGAAGGAGAGGCGAGGAGCGUAAUGACCGGCGGCGUGGAGGAGCUUGUCGAGAGGGAUCCGAGGGGAAUGCCGUUGCGAUUGGCCGGUCGGGGACAAGCAGUCGAGGAGGAAGAAGAAGAAGCUGCCGCGGGGUUGUCCCAAACCGCGUGCCCAACGAAGAGACUUCCGUACGAUCCCAAUCCCGUCCGAGGCCAGCUGGAUCCCACCCUUUACAACCCCGAAGAUGCCAUGUGUCUCCUCCGCUCUCUCUUCAUCGUCUCUCUGGAUGAGCUGCGGGCCGACCCGUCGUUCCCUCCGGGCUUCCUCCGUCUCGCAUUCCACGACUGCAUGACAGCCGGCGGCGGCUGCGAUGGGUCCGUCCUCAAGCCGGCGGAGCUGAAUUCUCCGGCCAAUGCCCGCCUAAGGAGGCUGAGCAACAUCACUCUGCGCAUUCAAUCUCGGGCAGCGGCGAUGUGUCUGAACGUGAGGCCCACGCUCGCCGACACCAUAGCCGUGGCCGGUGACGUGGCCAACGUCUUGUCCGGAUCCCCGAGCGGGAUAAGCAUGGGGUUGAGGUUGGGACGUCGCGAUGCCGACCCCAACCUUCCGGGGGACAACGCCACGACCCUCCCCAGUCCGUUUGACCCCUUCCCCGUGGCCCUCGAGAAAAUGAUAAGGCUGGGACUGACCGUGGAGGAGGCCACGCUGUUCACCGUGGGGGGCCAUAGCAUCGGGACGUCGGGCUGCGGAGCCUUUCGUCGCCGGCUGAGUGCCAACAUCAGCACGUGCUCGUCUCCGCCGGAUCGGGAUCUGCAGCCGGCGUACGCUUGCCAGCUCAGCACGAUCUGCGCUCAGCCCGCCGCCCGGGCGGACUUCGACCCCGCGACCCCCCUCUUGCUCGACACCGCCAUCUUCAGACUCUUGCUGGAGGGAAAAGGCCUGCUGACGACAGAUCAGGACUUCUUCACCAACUUCACGACGAGACCUUUCGUGCUCAAGUACGCAUCGUUGGAGGGGUCGUUGAGCUUUCCCACAGACUUCGUGGCUGUCUACGUGAAGCAUCUUCGCAUUGGAAUCAACGGACCAACGAGCAGACCUCCAGCCAGCUACUGCCUCACGACGGCCGAGCAAGCGUCUUCCUCUUCGGAAUCCUCUUCCUCUUCCUUCUCUUCGUCUUCCUCCGACGCUGCUUCCCAAAUUGAAUCUCUUUUGCUUAGUACCCUUCAGGCCGUGUUUUAACUAAUACCCCCCUUCCAUUCCCUUCCCUCCCCCUCUCCCACAAAAAAAAAUAAAAAUAGGGAAUGAAUCUGGUCUCUACGUAUGGAGUUGUGAGGUGUGUUGGAAGUGUCAAAUUACUGUGCUGGCCUUCCCCAUGCAGCCCGACGGGGGGUGUCUGCUUGGAGAGUCGGCUGGUGGUUUCGGCAUACGAGUUUUCUUGUAGAUAAAGGCGCACCCCGACG